Coprinopsis cinerea okayama7#130 is the source of this 1011-nucleotide messenger RNA. RefSeq lists its product as hypothetical. The transcript has 2 exons. The record is from RefSeq and is a predicted model, not a curated record. Bases 1 to 1011 code for a protein of 336 amino acids. NCBI's taxonomy places the organism in Eukaryota, Fungi, Basidiomycota, Agaricomycetes, Agaricales, Psathyrellaceae.
AUGUCCAUGGCCAUCCACUCACUCCUCUCUCGAGACGCCCCCUCCAACGCCACAGCAACUCUCGAUUCAUUCUCAGAAGAAAUCAAGUGCUACAACCUUCCUUAUGGCAUCCUAGGCUUCAUAUCGCACGUCCUCACCUACUACACCAUCGUCUGCCUCUGGUUCGGCAGGAAGCCUCUCUGGCCGUUCUCCCGGGUAUCUUAUUCACGAUUCGACCUGGCACUCGGAGGCAUCGGGCUGCUCGUAUCAACACUCCUCUCGAUCGUCACUAUCAUCCGGUGCAGGGAGGCAUGGCAGCUCCUCGUCAUCGCCAUCUGGAAGAUGAGCAUGUCCUUGUUGAACGGUGUUACGGCGGUCCAUGUGGCAAUCUUGUUCACAAUGAAGAAGAUUAGGUUGAAGAGGGAGAGGAAGAAGAGGCCUGGGGCGAGCAGAGAAGCAUCGGAAGACAGUGCUGUAACGGUGGUAUCCAAAGACGCGACUGGGGAACAAAGCGCGGUGGAGGAAAAGGAUGAAGAGGCAGCGAAGGAUGGAAAAGGCGAAGAUGAGAAGGAUGGGGAUAGUGCACCUGGACAGGAGAGCGAAACACCUAUAUCCGUCGCUAUUGACCCAUUGAAGUGGGUGGCCUGGUGGAUCCUAUUAUACAUUCCUGGCAUGUUCGCUGGAAUUGUCGGGUUGAUGGCGCUUGUUGUAAAGGCCAGAGAUCAUGCUGGUGUUCGCAAGCUAACGGCCGGAUUCUACACCAUCGUUGGAGCCGGUGCUCUCGUGGUCGGACUGGGGAUCGUUUGUCGACUGCGCAAGCAGAAUGACCUCGGUCAGCCUGAGAGAGCCAAACGGAUCAUAGUUGGAGGCCUCGUAUGGAUUGUGGGGUCGUUCAGCAUCCUCGCAGUGUUCUACUCGGAUUGGGCAUUGGGGAUGAUGGCAGGCAACCUGUCUGGUCUUCCAAGCGGUGACAAUUCUGCGCUGUACUGGACCUACUGGAUUUCCAAACGAUUGCCUAUGUUCAGCCUCUAA